Molecule: messenger RNA, 3017 nt
Organism: Camelus dromedarius (Arabian camel)
Lineage: Eukaryota; Metazoa; Chordata; Mammalia; Artiodactyla; Camelidae
Gene: TBX18
Product: T-box transcription factor 18
Exons: 8
Coding region: 318-2156 (612 amino acids)
Biological process (GO): morphogenesis of embryonic epithelium; somitogenesis; cell fate specification
Cellular component (GO): nucleus
Molecular function (GO): RNA polymerase II cis-regulatory region sequence-specific DNA binding; DNA-binding transcription factor activity, RNA polymerase II-specific
Source: RefSeq, a predicted model, not a curated record
GGCGCAUCAGUCGAGGCAGAUCUUGGAGCAGCAGGAGGAGGUGGAGGGGGUGGGAGCGAAGAAGUCCAUCGGUGAGAGCGCGCGCGAGAGACCGAGGGAAGGAAACUUGGCGGGCGCGUCGCUGGUUCCUCGGAUCCCAACACAAGCUCGAGAGAGGAAACGCCAAAUUUGUUUUUGCUCUCGGCGGGGAAGGGGGCAGAUCUCGGCCUAAGGGAGGCCCCGAGAGUCGUUCAUAUUUUGGUGGGACAAGGAGAGCGAGUGUGUGCGUGUGCCCGCUUGUGUGUAUAUGAGCGAGGAGCGGGCGCCGGGAGGCGGGGAUGGCCGAGAAGCGGAGGGGCUCGCCGUGCAGCAUGCUAAGCCUUAAGGCGCACGCCUUUUCCGUGGAGGCACUGAUCGGCGCCGAGAAGCAGCAACAGCUUCAGAAGAAGCGGCGAAAGCUGGGCGCGGAAGAGGUGGCGGGGGCCUUAGAUGACGGAGGCUGCAGCCGCGGCGGCGGCGCUGGCGAAAAGGGCUCCUCUGCGGGAGACCAAGGCACUGCGCUCCCGCCACCGGCUGGGACGGCAUCCGGGCCCACCCGGAGCUGCGCAGACCUGGAGCGGAGCUGCGGCUCCCGGGGAGCCGCGGGCGGCUGUGAGGACGGCUUCCUGCAGGGAGCUUCCCCGCUGGCGUCCCCGGGAGGCUCCCCGAAGGGAUCCCCGGCGCCCGCCCUGGCCCGGUCCGGGACCCCGCUGCCCUCGCCGCAGGCCCCGCGGGUGGAUCUGCAGGGAGCUGAGCUCUGGAAGCGCUUUCACGAGAUUGGCACGGAGAUGAUCAUCACCAAGGCGGGCAGGCGCAUGUUUCCAGCAAUGAGAGUGAAGAUUUCUGGAUUAGAUCCUCACCAACAAUAUUACAUUGCCAUGGAUAUUGUGCCAGUGGACAACAAAAGAUACAGGUAUGUUUACCACAGCUCUAAAUGGAUGGUGGCAGGUAACGCGGACUCCCCUGUGCCACCCCGGGUGUACAUUCAUCCAGACUCGCCUGCCUCGGGGGAGACAUGGAUGAGACAAGUGAUCAGUUUUGACAAGCUGAAACUUACCAACAACGAGUUGGACGACCAAGGCCAUAUUAUUCUUCAUUCUAUGCACAAAUACCAACCGCGAGUCCAUGUCAUCCGUAAAGAUUGCGGCGAUGACCUUUCUCCCAUCAAGCCUGUUCCAUCUGGGGAGGGAGUGAAGGCGUUCUCCUUUCCAGAAACUGUUUUCACCACUGUCACCGCCUAUCAGAAUCAGCAGAUUACUCGCCUGAAGAUAGAUAGGAAUCCCUUUGCCAAAGGCUUCCGAGACUCAGGGCGUAACAGAAUGGGUUUGGAAGCCCUUGUGGAGUCAUAUGCUUUCUGGAGACCUUCACUACGGACCCUCACCUUUGAAGAUAUUCCUGGAAUUCCCAAGCAAGGAAAUACAAGUUCCUCCACCUUACUCCAAGGUUCUGGGAACGGUGUUCCGGCCACCCACCCUCAUCUUUUGUCCGGCUCCCCUUGCUCCUCUCCUGCCUUCCACCUGGGACCCAACACCAGCCAGCUGUGCAGCCUGGCCCCGGCCGACUACUCCGCCUGUGCGCGUUCCAGCCUCACCCUCAACCGAUACAGCACGUCCUUGGCGGAGACCUACAACAGGCUCACCAAUCAGACCGGCGAGACCUUCGCGCCGCCCAGGACUCCCUCCUACGUGGGCGUGAGCAGCAGCGCCUCGGUGAACAUGUCCAUGGGCGGCGCAGAUGGGGACACCUUCAGCUGCCCCCCGACGAGCUUGUCCAUGCAGAUUUCGGGGAUGUCCCCCCAGCUCCAGUACAUCAUGCCUUCACCUUCCAGCAACGCCUUUGCUGCUAACCAGACCCACCAGGGUUCCUAUAACACGUUCAGGUUACACAGCCCCUGUGCCUUGUACGGAUAUAACUUCUCCACAUCCCCCAAACUGGCUGCCAGUCCUGAGAAAAUUGUUUCUUCCCAAGGAAGUUUCUUGGGGUCCUCGCCGAGUGGGACCAUGACGGAUCGGCAGAUGCUGCCCCCCGUGGAAGGAGUGCACCUGCUUAGCAGUGGGGGUCAGCAGAGUUUCUUUGACUCUAGGACCCUGGGAAGCUUAACUCUGUCAUCAUCUCAAGUGUCUGCACAUAUGGUCUGAUGAAGCCUUGAAGUUAAACUACAUUCGAAUCUGGCUAACGUAUUUUCUUUCCUCGUUUUCUUUUUCUUUUUGGAAAGCAAUAUGAAUAGAAAAUUAUCAGUAGCUUGUAAAGAGUACAUAUAAUAGAAAAUGAAGGCUCACUGAGUUUUUGACUUUCUGGUGGUGAGAUUGUAACGAUCUAUGGUAUAUAUCUACACUGUGUAUGGCAUGUGGAGUUUUGCAGCCUACAAAACCACAUCCUCCCUCUCUUUUUCCCCUAGUUCCUCCAGUUGCACAGAGUAUUGGCGUAAAUGGUGUAUGUUUAACCAAAGUUCUCAAGCUUUUAAAAAAAAAAAACAAACAGCAAACUUAAAACUUGGCCAUGAUACUAACCAGACUAAGACUUGUAACUUAAUUGAUCAGGAAAAUGCUCUACCCAGUUUCCGACUUGAAGGUUGAUAUCCAGCAGUACCGAACACACAAGAGCCUUGUGAUUUCUGUUAUUCUUGGGCACAGUGUGAGAACCUAAAAUGCAGAAGCCGGUUGAAGUCUUAGUGUUAGUUCUGAGGUAUUUGUAGUCAUGAAGGAUUAGCUUUCGUGUUCCUGUUUGUUCUUACUUAUCACAGAUAUUAUGGGACUUGGUUCUGUAAAAAUUUAUAACCCAUUAUAAUUAUUUUCUAAAGGAAGAUGGAGAGGCUUGUGAUUUUUUUUCACUUUCCUUUGGGCUUAGAAGAGAUAUUUAUUCAUCUGCAGAGAACAGAUUUCCAGUAUUUUGGAUUUUUUGCUCAUUUUAUUUAGCUAUCAAGUAGACUGUUAAAGAAUGUUCUAUAAACAUUUUAAAAUUCUGAUCUUCACCAGGGUAAGAAUAUGUGAUAGGAGUGG